This is a messenger RNA of Marmota flaviventris (yellow-bellied marmot), 2267 nucleotides long. It is a transcript of the gene Epor, whose product is annotated as erythropoietin receptor. Gene Ontology annotation, biological process: cytokine-mediated signaling pathway. Gene Ontology annotation, cellular component: external side of plasma membrane; membrane. NCBI's taxonomy places the organism in Eukaryota, Metazoa, Chordata, Mammalia, Rodentia, Sciuridae. Gene Ontology annotation, molecular function: erythropoietin receptor activity; protein binding. The record is from RefSeq and is a predicted model, not a curated record.
UGGAGGCUUCUGGCCGGGAAGAGCCUGCCUGGUCAGCUGUGUCCGGUGGAGGCAGCUGCGGAACCCAGCUGUGGACUGUGCCAGGGGCUGGUCCUCGGGGCAGGAGCCCUGGGCUCCCCGGGGCCGGGUGGAACCAUGGGCCACCUCAGGGCUCCCCUUUGGCCCCGGGUCAGUCCUCUCUUUCUCCUGCUUGCUGAAGCAGCUUUGGCGCCCCCACUCAACCUGCCUAACCCCAAGCUUGAGAGCAAAGCGGCCCUGCUGGCAGCCCGCGGGUCCGAAGACCUUCUGUGCUUCACCGAGAGAUUGGAGGACUUGGUGUGUUUCUGGGAGGAAGCGGCGAGCUCUAGGAUCGGCUCCCACAACUACAGCUUCUUUUACCAGCUCGAGGGUGAGCCACGGAAGCCGUGUCACCUGCACCAGGAACCCACUGCCCGUGGCGCGGUGCGCUUCUGGUGCUCGCUGCCUACGGCCGACACGUCGAGCUUCGUGCCCUUAGAGCUGCAAGUCACAGUGGCUUCCUCGGGCACUCUGCGCUAUCGCCGUACCAUCCACAUCAACGAAGUGGUGCUCCUGGACGCCCCAGCAGGGCUGUUGGCACGGCAGGCCGAGGAGGGCGGCCACGUGGUGCUACGGUGGCUCCCGCCUCCUGGGGCACCUAUGACGACCCAAAUCCGCUACGAAGUGGAUGUCUCGGCCGGCCACGGUGCAGGAGGAUCGCAGAGGGUGGAGAUUUUGGAGGGUCGCACUGAGUGCGUGCUGAGCAAUCUGCGUGGAGCCACGCGCUACACCUUCGCAGUUCGUGCGCGUAUGGCCGAGCCGAGCUUCGGUGGUUUUUGGAGCGCCUGGUCUGAGCCUGUGUCGCUGCUGACUGCUAGCGACCUGGACCCCCUUAUCCUGACGCUCUCCCUCAUCCUGGUGCUAAUCCUGCUGCUGCUGGCCGUGCUUGCCUUGCUCCCCCCCCGGGGGGCCCUGAAGCAGAAGAUCUGGCCGGGCAUUCCAAGCCCAGAGAGCGAGUUUGAGGGUCUCUUCACCACCCACAAGGGUAAUUUCCAGCUGUGGCUCUCCCAGCACGAUGGCUGUCUCUGGUGGAACCCCUGCACACCCUUCACAGAGGACCCACCAGCCCACCUGGAAGUCCUUUCAGAGCGCUGCUGGGGGGUUACCCAGGCAGUGGAGCCAGGAGCAGAUGACAAGGGGCCUCUGCUGGAGCCAGUGGGCAAUGAACGUGCCCAGGACUCCUAUCUGGUGCUGGACAAGUGGUUGCUGCCCCAGAGCCCAUGCAGCGAGGACCUCUCAGGGCCUGAUGGCAGUGUGGACACAGUGGCUGUGGAUGAAGGCUCAGAAGCAUCCUCAUGCUCAUCUGCUUUGGUCUUAAAGCCCAGACAAGAGGGCGCCUCAGCUGCCAGCUUUGAGUACACCAUCCUGGAUCCCAGCUCCCAGCUCCUGCGUCCACGAGCACUGCCUCCUGAGCUGCCCCCCACCCCACCCCACCUGAAGUACUUGUACCUCGUGGUUUCUGAUUCAGGCAUCUCAACUGAUUACAGCUCAGGGGACUCCCAGGGAGCCCAAGGGGGCUCCUCUGAUAGCCCCUACUCCAACCUGUAUGAGAACAGCCCUGUCCCAACCCCUGAGCCUCUAUCCCCCAGCUAUGUGGCCUGCUCUUAGGACUCCAGCCUACAGAUGCUUGGGGAUCCAACAGGACUGCAGCGCCAGUUCAGGUCCAAGACUGACCUGAACAGGAACGGAGAGGCUGCCCUCAAGGCUAGGGGCAUUGCUAACUUUGACUGUUUACCCGACCCAUUCUGCUCAGAAAGUCCCAACUGUGCAGUAUUUUAUAAUAUGUAUGUUCUUUUUUUUUUUUGUAUAUACAUAUAUGUAUAAAAUAUGUUAAGUUUUUCUACUAUGACUUCUGCAGACUCUCUGUAAGCCCCAUAUUUCCCUAGGCCAUGGCCACAGGGGCAGCAGAUAAAGUCCUUGAUCUCACUCUGAAAUUUUGGACCUGGCAAUGUGAAGACUAAUCAUAAUGAAAUAAAUUAGUCAUGUAAAUUAUACUAGCUGGUGUAACAAGCAGCUCCUAGAUCUUAGUGGCUUAGCUCAUUACAUGGUUUCUCGCUGAUAUCCUAAUUCAGACUGGUGGGAAGCCAUUUUGGGAUGAGUCAGAGGCCCAAACUCUUUUGGUCUAUAGCUUAGUCUUCUCUUGGGAUGACCAUGGGGUCCUUAGAUCGAUGCUGUACGUCCUGUCAGCUAAUAAACAAAGGGAUGCAGCA